Messenger RNA from Closterium sp. Naga37s-1, 1767 nucleotides. NCBI's taxonomy places the organism in Eukaryota, Viridiplantae, Streptophyta, Zygnematophyceae, Desmidiales, Closteriaceae. The record is from the annotation of a GenBank genome assembly.
AUGGAGGAUGACAUUCGCGUCGCGCCUCACGACCUGCACCGCCCGCAUUUGACGGCCGUCAGCUCAGAGAUUAAAGCCAAGUAUUUCGAUAAGGUGCUGCGCAACGUGGGUCUCUGUGUGUCGCUGUACGACUUGCAGUCGGUGGAAGGGGGCUUCAUCUACCCCUCCGACCCUGGCCCUCAUUUCACUGUUCGCUUCCGACUGGUCGUCUUUUCACCAUUUGCGGGGGAAGUGCUUGUGGGCAGGCUGGUGAAAUGCGACGCCACAGGGCUCUAUGUAUCACUGGACUUUUUCUCCGAUAUACACAUUCCUCAUUACAACCUACAAGAGCCUUCAGUUUUUGACGAACAGGAGAAGCUGUGGGUGUGGAAGUUCAACGACAAUGACAUGUUCCUGGACAUGGAUGAACUGAUCCGGUUCAAGGUGGUGAGUGUGAAGCAUCCCCCACUGCCCGUGGAGCAGGAUAAGGGAGCCACUGCCUUUGCGACUAUGGAGAUCGUUAAACUCUACACCUCCCCGCACAACAAGAACGCCUAUAAGGCGCUGAUCGCGGCGCAAUUCGUGGGCGUGAAGAUCGAGAUCCCCCCAUACCAGUGGGGCGUCACCAACAAGUCGGAAAAGUUUACGAAGCUCACCCCGAUCGGCAAGAUCCCCUUGAUUGUCACUCCUGAUGGGCCAAUCUUCGAGAGCAACGCCAUUGCCAGAUACGUCGCCAGGCUAGCGGACAAAGGCCUGUUCGGGUCGAACGAGUAUGAGCAGGCGCAGGUGGAGCAAUGGAUUGACUUCGCCACCAAUGAGAUCGACACCCCUGUCUACCAGUGGAUCGGGCCGCUCUACCAGUAUGGCACCAGGAUUCCGGAGGUGGAGGAGAAGGCUAUCGUAAACGCCAAGAGGGGCCUCGCAGCUCUGAAUUCGCACCUCGCCGACCACACGUACCUGGUGGGGGAGCGGGUGACGCUCGCUGACAUCAUCACGGUGUCGGUGCUGACGUCACCCAUCCGGGGCCUGUGGAGUGAGGAGUUCAUGCGGGAUUACCCCCACGUGCAGCGGUAUUUCUUCACCCUGGUUCAUCAGAAGCAAUUCAAGGCAGUCAUUGGGGACGUGGAGCAGAUUGCCAAGGUACCCACUGAGAUUGUCAAGUGGGAGGACUCGCCCCUCUUCAAGCUCAUGAAGCCAAAGCCGGACGACAAAGCAGCUGCACCCGCGGCAGCAGCACCAGCACCAGCAGCAGCAGCGGGAGGGGGUGAGGGCGAGGAGGGGGCACCCAAGCCCAAGGCGAAGAACCCUCUUGACCUGCUGCCGCCCAGCCCCAUGGUGCUGGAUGCGUGGAAGAGGCUUUAUUCCAACACUAAGGCAAACAACUUCAGAGAAGUGGCGAUCAAAGGCUUCUGGGAAAUGUUCGACGCUGAGGGCUACUCCCUCUGGUUCUGCGACUACAAGUUUAACGACGAGAACACGGUCAAGUUCGUGACGCUUAACAAAGUGUCGGGGUUCUUACAGCGCAUGGACCUUGCCCGGAAGUACGCGUUUGCCAAGAUGUGCAUUCUGGGGCCGGACGAGGGCCCGUUUGUGAUCAAGGGCGUGUGGCUGUUCCGCGGGAGCGAGGUGCCACCGUUUGUGAUGGAGGAGUGCUACGACUGCGAGUUGUACGAGUGGAGCAAGGUGGACCUGAGCGACGAGGCGCAGAAGGAGCGUGUGAACGCUUACUUUGAGGAACCCGAUGAGAUCGAUGGGCUCAAACUGCAGGAGGCCAAGUGCUUCAAGUAG